GAUCAAAGUAUACGGAUUUGAUUAUGAUUAUACAUUAGCAAGUUACACAGAUAACUUGUCUUUUACCAUUUAUGAUUCCUUACGUGAUAUUAUGGUCGAUGUGUUUCGUUACCCAAAACAUAUCAAAGACUUUUCCUUUGAUCCCAAUUUUGCUAUCCGUGGAUUACACUACGAUUUUGAUCAUGGAUGGUUAAUGAAGAUUGAUAAUAUGGCCAAUAUCCAACUCAAUACUGUGCAUGUUGGACGUGAACCUAUCCAUGAUAUCAAUGCUGUUAUUGAUUUGCAUAAAGGUCGUCAUAUCCCACCCGAUUAUCUCAGAACCAACAUGUUUCAAUUAAGCGACUUGUUCUCUAUCCCUCAAGCCACUCUUCUAAGUGAUAUUGUCCAAUACUUUCGUGACCACAACAUGAGCUUUCAUCCACGUUAUUUGUCCGACGAUAUCCAUCAUGCAGCCACGAUUUUACAUACUGGCACCUAUGGUAUUGGUGGCACUUUACAUGAAACCAUCAUGAAAGAUAUUUCGGCUUAUUUGAAAAGAUCCCCUCAUUUAGUACGCUAUUUAGAAACUCUUCGGAAGAACGGUCAAAGUACUUUUUUACUUACGAAUAGUACUUUACCAUUUAUCGCUAAAGGGAUGAGCUACCUGACAUCAACCAAUGAUUGGAUGGAUCUGUUUGAUGUUGUGAUUGUCAAUGCACGUAAACCCGAAUUUUAUCGAUCGUAUAGACCCUUUCGAAGAGCCAGUGAACCGAAUUGGGAUAAAGUAGACCAGUUUAUAAAAGGUGAGGUGUAUCAAGGUGGAAACAUGAAGGAUUUUGCCAAACUCACUGGCUGGUCUGGACAAAAAGUAUUGUAUUUUGGUGACCAUGUGUUUUCCGAUUUAGCAGACGCGUCUAUUCAACAUGGAUGGCAUACGGGUGCGAUUAUCCAUGAACUUGCGAAAGAAAUUGAGAUUCGAAACGAGCCUGCUUACCGCAACGCGUUGUCAUGGUUGCUGCAUUUAGAGAAUUUAUUAAAUCAAGCCCAGUCGUGGCAAAAGAAGGAAGGCUAUCGCGUUCAAGAAUUAGAUGGGUUGAUUGCCGAAUGGCGAAAAGAAAGACGCGAGACCCGAUUAAGGUUAAAACGCGCGUUUAAUCAUUCCUUUGGUAGCGUAUUUAGAACAUAUCAAAAUCCUUCAUUCUUUGCCAAUAAGAUUCGAAAAUUUGCUGAUAUCUAUAUGGCGAAUGUGACGAAUUUAGAGUCAAUUUCUCAAGAUUAUGUCUUUUAUCCUAACCGAACCUAUCUUCCACAUGAGCAACUGGUAGAGACUUUGAUCGAUUCGGGUAAAAUUAGCGAGUAUUUAUAAACACGACACGUCUCAAAUUAAAAAAAUGGAACGACGCGUACCAAUGAUCCCAAAGUCACGUUUAAAACAAUUAAUUUUUUUUUUGUCCUUUUUCAUUCUUUGCUUUCCAACCCCCCUUUUUUUCUUUUUUUUU
Messenger RNA from Mucor mucedo, 1478 nucleotides. Its product is annotated as HAD-superfamily hydrolase. The transcript has 8 exons. Bases 92 to 1345 code for a protein of 417 amino acids. Lineage: Eukaryota; Fungi; Mucoromycota; Mucoromycetes; Mucorales; Mucoraceae. The record is from RefSeq and is a predicted model, not a curated record. Gene Ontology annotation, molecular function: 5'-nucleotidase activity.